CUUUCUGCAGCAGCCAUAUUGACUUCCGAAAUCGGCAAAAGUGUAAGACAGCAUUCUGUGUCUUUGACUUUGCUCAGAUGUUUUGUCUCAUUUUUAGGAGGCGGCAGGAGAAAUAAAAAUUUGACGGCAAGAUGGCGUUAAAGAAAGUUAAGGGACAUCUUGAGAGGGUCCUUGACAAAAACCUCCAGGACCUUGUACGAGGCAUCAGAAACCACAAAGAGAACGAGGCCAAGUACAUUUCUCAGUGUUUAGAUGAAAUCAAGCAAGAAUUGCGUCAAGACAACAUAGCAAUCAAAGCCAAUGCAGUCAACAAAUUGGCAUACCUACAAAUGAUUGGAUAUGACAUCAGCUGGGCUGCUUUUAAUGUCAUAGAAGUAAUGAGUUCAACCAAAUUUACAUUCAAGAGGGUGGGAUAUCUAGCAGCUUCCCAGAGUUUCAAUGAGGGCACCGAUGUUCUCAUGUUAACUACCAACAUGAUCAGGAAAGACUUGAGCUCCCAGCAGAUGUAUGAUGCUGGAGUGGCUCUCAGUGGACUGUCAUGUUUCAUGACUCCUGACUUGGCAAGGGACUUAGCUAAUGAUAUCAUGACCUUGUUGACUGCUACUAGGCCAUACAUAAGAAAAAAGGCAGUAUUGAUCACCUACAAAGUAUUCCUCAAAUUCCCAGAGGCUUUGAGGCCUGCAUUUCCUAGGUUGAAAGAAAAACUAGAAGACCCAGAUCCUGGUGUGCAAUCUGCGGCUGUAAAUGUGGUUUGUGAACUGGCCAGGAAGAACCCCAAGAACUAUUUGUCUCUAGCUCCAGUGUUCUUUAAGCUCAUGACAAGUUCAACAAAUAAUUGGAUGCUCAUCAAAAUUAUCAAAUUGUUUGGUGCUCUGACUCCAUUAGAACCAAGGUUAGGUAAGAAGCUGAUAGAGCCGUUGACCAAUCUAAUACACAGGUAAAUAGAGCUGAACAG
This is a messenger RNA of Lingula anatina, 955 nucleotides long. Its product is annotated as AP-3 complex subunit delta-1-like. Gene Ontology annotation, cellular component: membrane coat; presynaptic endosome; AP-3 adaptor complex. The record is from RefSeq and is a predicted model, not a curated record. Gene Ontology annotation, biological process: neurotransmitter receptor transport, postsynaptic endosome to lysosome; synaptic vesicle membrane organization; protein targeting to vacuole. Lineage: Eukaryota; Metazoa; Brachiopoda; Lingulata; Lingulida; Lingulidae.